Aspergillus affinis is the source of this 870-nucleotide messenger RNA. Its product is annotated as protein-transporting protein BCP1. NCBI's taxonomy places the organism in Eukaryota, Fungi, Ascomycota, Eurotiomycetes, Eurotiales, Aspergillaceae. The transcript is spliced from 3 exons. Bases 1 to 870 code for a protein of 289 amino acids. Gene Ontology annotation, cellular component: nucleus. The record is from RefSeq and is a predicted model, not a curated record.
AUGGUUAAACGCAAGCAACUCAAAGACGGCGACGUCGAUAUGGCCGGCACCGACCCGGCCGUGGGCGGCGACGAGUCCGACGAGGACAUUGACAUGGUCAAUGUGGAAUUCGAAUGGUUCGAUCCCCAAGCGGUGGAUUUUCACGGCAUCAAGCACCUCCUGCGCCAGCUCUUCGACAACGACGCUCAGAUCUUCGACAUGUCCGCGCUAUCGGACUUGAUUCUGUCGCAGCCGCUACUGGGUUCGACCAUCAAGGUCGAUGGCAAGGAGUCCGAUCCGUAUGCUUUCUUGAGUGUGCUGAAUCUUCAGGAGCAUAAGGACAAACCCGUCAUCAAAGACCUCACAACCUAUCUCCACCGCAAAGCCUCGACAAACCCCUCCCUCGCGCCCCUCGCCACCCUCCUCUCACAGACCCCGCCCCCGGCCAUCGGCCUGAUCCUGACGGAACGUCUCAUCAACAUGCCCUCGGAGGUCGUGCCGCCCAUGUACACGAUGCUGCAGGAGGAAAUCGCCUGGGCGUUGGAGGAGAACGAGCCGUACAACUUCUCGCACUAUCUGAUCGUCUCGAAGACGUACGAGGAGGUCGAGUCGAAGCUGGACAUGGAGGAUUCGCGACCGCAGAAGAAAAAGAAGAAGGCUGGCGAGACUGAGCGAUUCUUCUUCCAUCCUGAGGAUGAGGUCCUGGAGCGUCAUGCUCUUUGUGCCGGGUCUAUUGAUUAUACACAUAAGCAUGAUGAUGGACAUUCGGAUUCGAAGCGCGCAUUCCAGGAGCUGGGCAUUCGCACGAAGGGGAGCUUGAUGUUGAUUGAGGGGGGGAAGUUGGGGGGCGCGGUUAAGGAUAUGGUUGAUUAUUUGAAGCCUCCGGUAUAG